AUGUCAACAGAUAUUAACAAAAUUACUAUUAUAUCAGGCGGAACAGCUACAAAUGAAUUAGUAUCAUUAUUUAGCCAAUUAUCAAAUAAUAAUAAUGUAUCAUAUAUUUUACCAAUUUCAGAUAAUGGUGGUUCAACUUCUGAAAUUAUAAGAGUUAUUGGUGGUCCUGCUAUCGGUGAUAUUAGAUCAAGAUUAACAAGACUAAUCCCCAACAAUCAAGAAUCAUUGAGAAAUUUAUUAAGUUUUAGAUUAUCGCCAAAUUCUCAAAUUGCCAAACAACAAUGGAAUGAAAUUGUUGAAGGUACUCAUGAAUUGUGGAAUCCAAUAUCGUCAAGUACAAAGGAAAUUUUUAGAUGUUUCUUUGUUCAUUUACAUGUUGAAUUAUUAAAAAGAUCAAGAAUUCAUCAAAGUACAAAAAGAAUAUUUCGUUAUGAAUUAGCAAAUAUUGGUAACUUAUUUUUAACUGGUGUUAGAUUAUUUAUUGGUUCGUUAGAUUCUUCAAUUGAAUUAUUUUGUAAAUUAACUGGAAUUGAUUCAAAUAUAAAUGUUUUACCAUGUAUAAAUACAAAUUUUACAUAUCAUAUAAGUGCAUUAUUAGAAAAUGGAUUUAUAAUAACUGGUCAAUCACAAAUUUCACAUCCAAGUGAAUUACAAAUUUAUCCACCACCAAUUAAUAAAACAAGACCACCUACUCCAACUGAUGAAAUUGAUGGAUAUUUUGAAGUACCAGUUAAUGAAGUUGCUAUGAGAAGAUUAAGUAUUGAUUCAUUUAUAUCUGAUGAAGAAGAAAGUGGUAAUGUACCACAAUAUACUCAUCCAGAAUUGAAAAAAUCACAACUACAUUUUAAUAAACUGGAGAAUAUAGAACCUUUAAAAGCUCCAAUAAAGAGAAUUUUUUAUAUUAGUCCAUAUGGUGAGGAGAUAAAACCAGCUGCAAAUAAUAGGUGUAUACUGACAAUAUCAAAUACUGACGUUUUAGUGUAUUCUAUUGGUUCAUUAAUGACUAGUAUAAUUCCAGUAAUUAUAUUGAAAGGAAUCGGUAAAGCAAUUGCAAAUAGUCAAUCAAAAAAAGUUUUAUUACUUAACGGAUGUUUAGAUCGUGAAACAUUUGGAAUGACUGCUCUUGAUUUUGUUAAAACAAUUGUAGAAGCUGCUGAAUAUUCACAAGAUAAAAUUAAUGAACCAUGGAAUAAAUACGUUACUCAUUUAUUAUACAUGAAGAAUCCAAAGAUAAAAGUAGAUGUACUACAAUUAGAAGUUCAAGGUAUAAAAUGUAUUCAUGUUGAUAAGAUUGAAGGUACUGAAUUUUUUGAUUUAAAUCAUUUACAGUCUAUAUUUAAUCAUACCAUAUUUUAA
Insectozyma verbasci is the source of this 1356-nucleotide messenger RNA. Lineage: Eukaryota; Fungi; Ascomycota; Pichiomycetes; Serinales; Debaryomycetaceae. The record is from the annotation of a GenBank genome assembly.